Messenger RNA from Paramisgurnus dabryanus, 1374 nucleotides. Lineage: Eukaryota; Metazoa; Chordata; Actinopteri; Cypriniformes; Cobitidae. The record is from RefSeq and is a predicted model, not a curated record.
CCCAUGAUAUUUGUUGGGAUGAAAUGCCAACUCCAUCAAUGGGUCCUCGAGGAUCUUGAAGAUCCAGACCUCGUUUCAGAGGAUGAGGAUGGAUCAGCUGAGAUCGCUCCUGCUGACCCUCCAGCUGAGGGCCCCCUCUUACCUGCUCCUAUGGCUGUUCCAGAGCCUCCACCAGGUCUCCUCUUCUUCCCUUCACCUUCACCUGCUCCACAGCCUUCAGUGGAGGUCCUGCCCUCCCCUCUUCCUGCACCUGGUCCACAGCCUUCAGUGGAGGUGCUCUCCUUCCCGGCUCCUUUGGCUGAUCCAGAGCCUCCACCAGGUCUCCUCUUCUUCCCGGCUCCUGAACCUGCUCCACAGCCUUCAGUGGAGGUCCUCUGCUUCUCGGCUCCUUUGGCUGUUCCAGAGCCUCCACCAGGUCUCCUCUUCUUCCCGGGUCCUGCACCUGCUCCACAGCCUUCAGUGGAGGUUCUGUCUUCCCCUUCUCAUGCUCCACAGCCUUCAGUGGAGGUUAUCUCCUCCCCUCCUCCUGCAGCUGCUCCAAACCUUUCAGUGGAGGUUAUCUCCUCCCCUCCUCCUGCAUCUGCUCCACAGCCUUCAGUGGAAGUCCUCUCCUUCCAAGCUCCAUUGGCUGUUCUAGAGCCUCCACCAGGUCUCCUCUUCUUCCCGGCUCCUGCACCUGCUCCACAGCUUUCAAUGGAGGUCCUCUCCUCCUGUCCUCCUGCACCUGCUUCACAGCCUUCAGUGGAGGUCCUCUCCUCUCCGACUCCAUUGGCUGUUCCAGAGCCUCCACCAGGUCUCCUCCUCUUCCCGGCACUUGCUCCAAACCUUUCAGUGGAGGUUAUCUCAACCUCUGCUCCUCCACCUGCACCGGCUCCACAGCCUUCAGAUGCGCCUCCUCAACCCCAGAUGCUUCUGUUUUCUCAGCAAAAGAAUGCAGAAGCUGUGAAGGACAUGGAGGUUGGGAACUGUUCUUCAUCAUCUCAACUUUCACCUCCUCUUGGUCAAGCGCCUCCUCUCGCCUCUCCUCCGUCUAGGAAGCGUCGGGCUUCUUCAUCUACAGAGCAAAGUUAUGGAUUUCAGGGUGAGGCGACACCAAAGAGAGCCAGACUGUGUCCAUCAAGCAGCGAUAUUAAAGCUCAAGCCUCAUCUCCUAAUGGCCUAUCGGUUUCAGCUUCACCUCCUCAGCCGCAGACGCCUCCGUCCUUUCAGUAUUUAGAUAAAAUUCAGGACAUGGAGGUUGGGAACACUCCUUCUUCAUCUCAACUUUUACCUCCUCGAAACCAAUCGCCACCUCCUGCGUCUCCUUCCCUGCCUCCUUCUAGGAAGCGUCGGGCUCCUUCAUCUUCACAGGUAGAUUUAAACCGAAGCCUUUAG